AUGACUAAGUCGGUGAUUCUGUGUGUUCUGUGUGUACUGACCAUCAUCUGUGUCUGCACCUACUCUGAAGCAUGCACGUGCAAUCCGGAACCAACACAUCCCCAGGCGUAUUUCUGUGGUUCAGGCCAAGGUUUUGUUAUAAAAGCAAAGAUUUUGAAGCGGGAAGGAGACAACAGGAAUUCUAUGGACAUCGCCUACACAGUAAAAAUAAUACAGGAUUAUACGAGACCCGCAGGGCAGUAUUAUAGGCGACCCAGUAUACAGAGAAUACACACGGCAUCCGAUUCGGCGGCUUGCGGGGCGUACUUCAGAAUUGGAGAGGAAUACAUAAUAACAGGUGAUUAA
Molecule: messenger RNA, 345 nt
Organism: Magallana angulata
Lineage: Eukaryota; Metazoa; Mollusca; Bivalvia; Ostreida; Ostreidae
Exons: 3
Coding region: 1-345 (114 amino acids)
Biological process (GO): negative regulation of membrane protein ectodomain proteolysis; negative regulation of endopeptidase activity
Cellular component (GO): extracellular matrix
Molecular function (GO): metalloendopeptidase inhibitor activity; protease binding
Source: RefSeq, a predicted model, not a curated record